Molecule: messenger RNA, 852 nt
Organism: Funneliformis mosseae
Lineage: Eukaryota; Fungi; Glomeromycota; Glomeromycetes; Glomerales; Glomeraceae
Source: the annotation of a GenBank genome assembly
AUGGACGAUUCGACUCAAAAAUCGAAAUAUAAGCCGGUAACGGUAGAAAAACCAAUUCCUUUACAAUAUGAUCUUGCAAUAUUAGCCGGUUUUGAUACAAAUGCCUUGGAUGAAUCUCGAUUAAAAAAUGACGCGGAUACCUACCUCGAAGAAUAUACAAGAGAUGGCACUCAACUCAUAAUCAAUCAAAUAUUUAAAUUACCUGUAACAUCUUCGGAUCUUGGUGUAAUGGCUGAAUUACCCGACCUUGUUACCGUUUUACCGCGGGAGAAACCUUUACCAAAACCUAAACCUCUAACAAGAUGGGAGAAAUUCGCAAAGAUUAAGGGUGUACAACAUCGUAAAAAGAGUAAAAUGAUACAUGAUGAGGCUACUGGUGAAUGGGUUCCUCGAUGGGGAUAUAAGGGUACUAAUGAUGAUGGGGCAAAUGAUUGGUUGAUUCCCGUCCCCGAUAAUGCCGAUCCAUUUGAAGAUCAAUUCACCAAAAAACGUGAAGUCAAAAAAGAACGCAUUACAAAGAAUGAAGCACGCCAUAGAAGGAAUGUUGAAGAAGCAGAGAUUGCAUUAAAUCAAUCAAAGGGUGUAAAUGAUGUUAAUACACGUUCACUACGGAGAACUGAAUUACAAAAACAAAUUAUCAUAUCUAAAACAGCUACAGCUAGCAUGGGAAAGUUUGAUAAACAUUUGGAAGGGGAACCAAAAUUGAAAGGUGUAAAGAGAAAGUUUGAACCAAUUAUUGGAGAUGUGAAGAAAGAAAAAGAAUCAAGUUUAAAUAUAUUAAAUAAAGUUGUUGGUAAAAAAGGUGAUAUAGUUAAUGUGAGAAAGGCUAUUGCUAAAAGAGAUCAAAAAUAA